CUCCGACACACGUUGUGCAUGCACUUAGUUUCCUACUAGGCGAAAAAUCAACUCGAAGUGGUAUGAACAAUCGUAUGGUACGACGUUCGAAUUCUACACUGUGCUCACCUUACGUUAAUCUAAAGACCUUGUAUUAUUUGCGGUAGACACCACAAGAAAUAGUAAACGUUAAUUCCUUGAGCAAAAUUCAAGGAGUUUGUAGGUUCGACAAAGUGUUCUGCUAUUACUGGUGCCAAAGACGUGGCGGCGCCUAGCGACCAAAUUCUCAACUCGUGCAUUUCCAAAACUCCUACUGAGAUUCAUCAGCUACGUGAAUUGUUUUCACGUAGUCAUGUCUUUCUUGCCAGAUAAAAAUGCCGAUUACGCAUCGUUGGCCUAUUGGAAUGAGCGUUACGGUACUGAAGAAUCAUUCGAAUGGUGUAAAAGCUAUGCUGCUUUCAAGGACCUUAUCCGAAAGGAUGUGCAACCCACCGACCGUAUUCUGAUGCUGGGGUGCGGUAAUAGCAGUUUGAGCGAGGACAUGUAUCGAGACGGAUUUCACAGAAUUACCAAUGUCGAUUACUCGAGUGUGGUUGUCGAGAAUAUGAAGAAUCGAUCAGCUGAGGCUCGAUCAAUGCAGUGGCUUGUUAUGGAUAUCAAGGACCUGAAAUUCGAAAGCGGCAGCUUUGACGUUGUGAUAGAAAAGGCCACACUCGACGCUCUGUUGGUGGCAGAACGCGAUCCAUGGCGUUUGUCGGAGGAUAGCCGAAUUCUGAUGGAUGAGAUUCUCAUUCAGGUGAGCAACGUACUGAGCAGCAACGGCCGUUUCAUCUCCAUCACAUUUGCCCAGCCCCAUUUUCGCAAACGUCUUUAUGCCCGUGAGCAAUACGGAUGGAACAUACGCACAGAGACCUUUGGCGAUGGAUUCCAUUUUUUCUUUUACGUCAUGACCAAAGGUGAGCGUCUAUCUGAGCACGAUGCCCAACUGCAGUCAACCUGGACAAAUCACAACCUGGAAAGCCAGUCGACUGUGACGAGAUUCCAAGAGGACAACAACGAUGACAGCUACCUCAACUCUAUUGAAAUGUAACGACAGACAAUACUAAUUCCACUUGACCGACUUUUUUUUUUCGUGCAAAAAAAAUAUUUUCUUUUGAUUCUCAUUCGUCACUCUCUCUCAGUCCUCCGCAAUCUGCAAUGAACGACCACAGCCUUGUUUAAAAGAUAAAUAGAACGUGACGCUAUUCGAGUUA
Molecule: messenger RNA, 1232 nt
Organism: Daphnia carinata
Lineage: Eukaryota; Metazoa; Arthropoda; Branchiopoda; Diplostraca; Daphniidae
Product: EEF1A lysine methyltransferase 4-like
Exons: 3
Coding region: 332-1069 (245 amino acids)
Molecular function (GO): S-adenosylmethionine-dependent methyltransferase activity
Source: RefSeq, a predicted model, not a curated record